GUUUGGUUUCAGAACCGAAGAGCCAAGUGGCGGAAGCGGGAGAAGUGCUGGGGCCGGAGCAGCGUGAUGGCUGAGUACGGCCUCUACGGCGCCAUGGUGAGGCACUCCAUCCCUCUGCCCGAGUCCAUCAUCAACUCUGCCAAGAGCGGGCUGGUGGGAUCCUGCGCCCCAUGGCUGCUGGGGAAGGGGGUGGGCAUGCACAAAAAGUCCAUGGAGGUGAGCAGGAAGGCGGAGAGCCAAGAGAAGCUGGCAGAUGGCUGGCGAGCAGAGCAGGAGGAGGAGGAGCUCAAAGGGAAGCAGGCCAGUUCCCAGAGUGGCUCUGACAAGCUUGGCCCUGCAAAAGAUUCAGAGGACACAGCCAUCGACCUCUCCAGGACAGCCAAGCAUGAGAAGAGGGGGGUACUGAGGCAGUGCAUCAACGGGGACCCCCCCACGGAACAGAAGGACAGGGACCACUGA
Phaethon lepturus (White-tailed tropicbird) is the source of this 459-nucleotide messenger RNA. RefSeq names its product visual system homeobox 1-like. Lineage: Eukaryota; Metazoa; Chordata; Aves; Phaethontiformes; Phaethontidae. Gene Ontology annotation, biological process: regulation of transcription by RNA polymerase II. The record is from RefSeq and is a predicted model, not a curated record. Gene Ontology annotation, molecular function: sequence-specific double-stranded DNA binding. Gene Ontology annotation, cellular component: nucleus. The annotation marks the transcript as partial. The transcript is spliced from 2 exons.